CAUUCUUUUACAAGAAAUCAACUUUCGAACACUUUCUUGCGUCGCAAUUAACAAGAAAAACAUCAUUGGUAGUUUUUAAAUUUCCCUGAAGGAAUAUUUUACGAAAAAUGGAUAACCAACAUCAUGAAGGAAAUGACGAAGGCAAAAAUAAAAGCGAAUGGGGACCAAGAAAAAUAUUUUUUGCGUCGGUUAAUAGUAUAAACCACGUAUUAAUAUUGUUUCUAACUGCAUAUAUUCUCUACUUGGGCUGGGAUUUGUCCAAAAAUACGAAUAUUCAUGCAGUUUUCUGUACACUCGGAUACGUUUUUCUGAUGUCCGAAGCCAUAAUACUAAUAGCAGAGGAGAAUAUUUGGACGAAUUUCUUUUCACGUCAGACUAACAAGCAUCUUCACUGGAUUUUACAAGUGGGAGGCUCAACUUUGAGCAUUGCCGGAGUUGCUAUAAAAUUUAAUCACAAAAAGGAACAUUUUCAAAGCACCCAUGCCAUUACAGGAAUUAUUUCUGUAUCCUUCAUAAUUUUGGUGGCACUUUUGGGAGUUUUUGCAUUUUUUGCUUUUCGUUUGCGAAAAAUGUUGCGACCAGUGAUAUUCAAAUUUCUCCACAACUUUUUGGGUGUCUUCUGUUUUGUCAUUGGAAUGACUUCACUUUUGUAUGGUCUUGAAAAAAGAUGGAUGAAGAACAAUGCAACAGAGGGGAUGGCCAAAACUUGUAUAAUCUUCACGUACGUGAUUACGCUUUUUUCACUUUUUGGGGCUAUUCGGUCUCUCUUCAAUCAGGCAGGAUCCAUCUUCUUUGGAGUAGAGAAUUCAUCUCGAUUUCGCAAUGUGUGGCAUGUUGGAAAAUCUCCUUCAUAAUUUUUUCCUUAUCAUAGAAGAUUCAAUGAAAUUUGUGAGAUUCUCUUAUCACAUUAUUUAAAAAAAAGCUUUUAAAAGUAAUUGUAAUUGCAUUUAAAUAUGUAUAACUUUAUACUUUAGGUUUAAGUAAUUUAUCUAAUAUUUCGUAUAAAGACUGUGAAAUUAUCUAUGAAUUUAUUUAUUAUAGAUUUUCAAUUUUUUUAUUAAGGGUUCAGAAAAAUUGUAUGGUACAAUAAUCACAUUGUUGAUAAUUU
Messenger RNA from Belonocnema kinseyi, 1108 nucleotides. Its product is annotated as cytochrome b561 domain-containing protein 2-like. The record is from RefSeq and is a predicted model, not a curated record. Lineage: Eukaryota; Metazoa; Arthropoda; Insecta; Hymenoptera; Cynipidae. The transcript is spliced from 4 exons. Bases 108 to 854 code for a protein of 248 amino acids. Gene Ontology annotation, molecular function: transmembrane monodehydroascorbate reductase activity.